Jaculus jaculus (lesser Egyptian jerboa) is the source of this 968-nucleotide messenger RNA. RefSeq names its product desumoylating isopeptidase 2 (gene Desi2). The record is from RefSeq and is a predicted model, not a curated record. The transcript has 5 exons. Gene Ontology annotation, molecular function: deubiquitinase activity. Gene Ontology annotation, biological process: protein deubiquitination. Bases 198 to 782 code for a protein of 194 amino acids. Lineage: Eukaryota; Metazoa; Chordata; Mammalia; Rodentia; Dipodidae.
CGCACACAUACGUCCCCGUCGGCGGCGCCCGGGAAGCGGCCUGCCUGCCCGAUGCUUCCGCCCGGGUUGCGGCGGGCCGGGCUGGACGCUUAGUGCCCGGGCUCGGGCUCCCGUGAAGCACCCGCGGGGGUGGCGGCGGCCUCCGCCCCGCGGAGACCGAGCGGCUUGAGGACGAGGCGGCGGCCGCGGGGAGGAGGAUGGGGGCUAACCAGUUAGUGGUGCUCAACGUGUACGACAUGUACUGGAUGAAUGAAUACACCUCAUCCAUUGGAAUUGGAGUUUUUCAUUCAGGAAUUGAAGUAUAUGGCAGAGAAUUUGCUUAUGGUGGCCAUCCUUAUCCUUUUUCUGGAAUAUUUGAAAUUUCCCCAGGAAAUGCUUCUGAACUAGGAGAAACAUUUAAAUUUAAAGAAGCUGUUGUUUUAGGGAGCACUGACUUUCUAGAAGAUGAUAUUGAAAAAAUUGUAGAAGAAUUGGGGAAAGAAUAUAAAGGCAAUGCUUAUCAUUUGAUGCAUAAAAACUGCAAUCACUUUUCUUCAGCAUUAUCAGAGAUUCUUUGUGGGAAAGAGAUUCCUCGCUGGAUUAAUCGACUGGCCUACUUCAGCUCCUGUAUACCCUUUCUACAGAGUUGCCUCCCGAAGGAGUGGCUCACCCCCGCUGCCCUGCAGUCUAGCGUCAGCCAAGAGCUCCAGGAGGGACUGGAAGAGGCAGAGGAUGCCGCUGCUUCCGCAGCCAUGGCAAGCGCCGCAGCAGGCUCCAGACCUGGGCGCCACACGAAACUCUAAGCAUCUCCAAAGUCACACCUUCAGAACUGUUUUGCCAAUUGAGUAUCACUAGGGAAAAGCAAACAGUAAGCAUCCUUUGGAGAUUUUGUAUGCAAAGAUGGCUCUCCCCCAAAUCCCAGUUUUUCAGCUCAGGAUUAUAUUUGUAAUCAAAAAAAGAAAAAAAAAAAAGAAAAAGAAAAUUACUUG